CUGAAAACAGGGAUCAGUACGUGUGCUUUGCUUGUUGAUGUUCUCGCGCAAUCGGCUUAAGCGAUUGUUUACGUCCGCACCAAUGUCGUUGAAGCUCGCGGCCACGUCGCUGACCCGCACGCUCUGGAGCGGAGGAAGCCGAAAACGAUCCCCCAAAGUCAACGGCGCGUGCUGCGUCACCUUACGCGGCCACGACGGGACAAAAGAACGAAGUGGCUGCUCCGGCCCCUCCGGGGGGGCGAGCGUUGGCGACGUUCAGCCGCGCAGCGAGCCGCCCCUCAGGGACACCACCCCCACCCACGCCGGACAGCGAGCCGAGGAGCCGGCGGGCGCGCCCGGUGUGACUGGCGCGAGGAGACGGGCGUCCACCACCGCCACUGCUCCCGUGGACCAGAAAUCCUACAUGUGGGCUCGUUACUCCGACCUGAGACGACUGGUCCACGAACUAAUUCCACCCGGCGCGUGCAAGUCCCUCAACUCGUCGGCCAUCUACGCCAACAACGAGGUCAGCUUGGCCGAAGUGGACAUCUACGGCUUUGACUACGACUACACGCUGGCUUUGUAUUCUAAUGCGCUCAACACAAUGAUUUACAACACAGCGAGGGACUUUCUCAUUGAGCACUUCAAGUACCCCGAGGAAAUCCUCAGCUAUGAUUACAUUCCCAACUUUGCAGCUCGGGGGCUGCACUAUGAUAUCCAAAAGGGUCUCCUGAUGAAGAUAGAUGCCUUCCAUUACAUUCAAUCAGGAACAGUAUACAGGGGUCUCAAGCCAGUGCCUGACGAGGAAGUCCUCAAGCUCUACGGCGGAACUUACCAUAUCCCACUGCAGCAGGAUAGUGGAUUCUAUGGAAAGGGCCCUAAGGUGAAACAGUUCAUGGACAUCUUCUCCAUCCCUGAGAUGACUCUCUUGGCUGUGGCAAAUGAUUUUUUCAUCACCAAUGACAUUGAUUAUGAUCCAGUACACCUCUCCAAAGAUGUCUCAGAAGCAAUUGGCAUGGUUCACCUCAAAGGCUUCAUGUACAAGUGGAUCAUGCAAGAUCUUGACAAGUUCAUUCUGAGAGGAGAGGAGACAGAUGCUGUUUUGCACCGACUCGUCAGUCAUGGGAAGAAACUUUUCCUCAUCACCAACAGUCCCUUCAGCUUUGUGGACAAAGGCAUGACGCACAUGGUGGGAAAAGAGUGGCGAGACUUCUUUGACGUCAUCAUCGUGCAGGCGGACAAACCCCACUUCUUCACCGACUGCGUCAAACCCUUCAGACGCCUGGAUGGAAAUGGGGACCUUCGCUGGGAAAAGAUCAGCAGUUUAGACAAAGGGCACAUCUACAAACAGGGAAAUUUGUUUGACUUUCUCAGGUUGACGGGCUGGCGAGGAUCGAAGGUUCUUUACUUUGGAGACCAUCUUUAUAGCGACUUGGCUGACCUGAUGCUACGACACGGCUGGCGUACAGGCGCCAUUGUACCAGAACUGGAGCAUGAAACCAAAGUUGUAAGCACAGACCGCUACGCUCUCAGCCUCACGUGGCUCCAGGCCCUCACCGGCCUGAUGGAACGAUUACAGAUGCACCGUGACCCGAACUCUCAACAGGUGCUUGACGAGUGGCAGAAGGAGCGAGAAGAACUCAGGGUGAUGACAAAGAACCUGUUCAACCCCCAGUUCGGCAGCAUCUUCAGAACGUGCCACAACCCCACGUACUUCUCCAGACGCCUGUCUCGCUUCUCCGACCUCUACAUGGCCUCCCUCAGUUGUCUUUUGAACUACGACCUCUCGCACACUUUCUACCCACGCCGCACCCCUCUGCAGCACGAGGCACCGCUGUGGAUGGACCAGCUCUGCACAGGAUGCAUGAAAACACCGUUUCUGGAGGAGAUGGCCCAAAUACGAUGAGCGGAUAGAUUUUUGGAAACUUUAUUGCCUUUCACGACGCUGAUAUGUUUGGGUACCGGAAGGCGGCACAAAACUGUACUUAGUGACCAGUUUGGCUGAAGAAGUAGAUUAAAAACUGCCUGAGGAUAGUAUGCUGCUUGGGCUGCUAAAACUAAUUGAAAAACAAAAACGCACAAUUAGCUUUUUAUAUUUAGUUGUGUCAAUGAAAUCGUGUAUACGUAAAUAGUGCAUGUGCAAUUCACUUUUUCAAGUAGAUGUAUACCGCUUUCAAAUUUAUUUUUUUUUGUUGUUGUUUUUUUUUUUUUUUUUAAAUGGAGGAAACCACAUGGGAAAUUACAAAGGAGUAUUCGGGCUACACUUUAAAGAAAGAAAUGAGAAUACAGUGGCGCCUUGAGAUAGGAGUGCUUUCACUUUCGACUUUUUCAAGAUGCGAGCGGUCACGUGGCCUUUUUUUUUUGUCUUGAGAUAUGAGUGAGAUCCAGCGAGAGAGAGAGAGAGAGAUUAUUUCAUUGCAUUUCCAUUCAUGUCAGUGUUUUAAGUUAAGUGUGCGGUCACGGAAAGAAACUCUCAAUGCACCACCGUGCACCACAAUAAAAUUGGAAUCUUACGAGUGCAAAGUUGGAUUCCAUAAAAAUGUUUGUUUCACAAUGAAAAAGUUCCCAAGAUAUUUUUCUUGAAAUAGUUUUGUGUUUUUGAGAUAAAAAGUCAUAAGAGUGCAAGUGUAGUCCGUGGAACUUAAUUUGAUGAGCCUUCUGCUUUCUAUAGGACAGUGGUAACAGUGUUCAGCGUGGAAGGUCAUAUUUCUCUGUUGAAAAUGGCUUUUAUUGAAUAGAAAUAUGUGUGAAUAAUCAUUUCAGUAUGUGUAUGCGGUCAAGUAACCCAGUUUGGCUUGCCCGUGGCAAAGUUCAAAUGUCUACUACAGCAGACACUAGUUGUGCGUUGUAAUGUAACGUUGGCAUGGGUUAGGUCAGAAAAUACAUUAGAGAUUAGGUAGCAACUCCAGAAAAAAAAAAAAAAAAAAGUAAAAUACUGGAUUCUUGUAGACCACACCAAAGAGCACCAUUGCUUGUGGGGUUAACCUUGCCUCAGUAGUCUCAAAUGGUGGUUGUUCAGAUGUUUACUUACAAUGUACAAGUCUUACCUUCUAUGCGAAUAUACAAAUGUACUCCGUGGCAAUGCAUCUCAUGAAUGUAUGGUUCAAUAAAAUAACAGGAUUUUACUGUAAAA
Phycodurus eques (leafy seadragon) is the source of this 3112-nucleotide messenger RNA. RefSeq names its product 5'-nucleotidase domain containing 2 (gene nt5dc2). Gene Ontology annotation, molecular function: 5'-nucleotidase activity. NCBI's taxonomy places the organism in Eukaryota, Metazoa, Chordata, Actinopteri, Syngnathiformes, Syngnathidae. The record is from RefSeq and is a predicted model, not a curated record. The transcript has 14 exons. The coding region runs from base 38 to 1885 and encodes 615 amino acids.